Molecule: messenger RNA, 881 nt
Organism: Phyllostomus hastatus (greater spear-nosed bat)
Lineage: Eukaryota; Metazoa; Chordata; Mammalia; Chiroptera; Phyllostomidae
Product: proteoglycan 3-like
Exons: 6
Coding region: 97-774 (225 amino acids)
Biological process (GO): immune response
Source: RefSeq, a predicted model, not a curated record
GCACGGACUCUUGCAAGUGACAGGGCUGCACAGACACACAGGACAUCCUCAAGGAGGGAAAGUGGUGCUGUGUCCCUGUCACAAGACUGAGUGGAUAUGAAACACCCUCUGCUCCUGCCCCUUCUCCUGCUGGGGAGUGUUGCUGCUUUUCGUCUGGAGAAUCAUGCUCCCCACCUGCACAGCCAAGACACACAGGCAGACCUGAGCCAGGGUCUGGAAGGUUCAGGGGAUCAGGAGGGAGAGUUGGCCCUGACUGAAGAGAAGAUUCAGUCAGAAGAAGAGCAAGUGGAGGCGUCUGGCUACCAAAAUGACUUUGACGAUGAGAAGGCUUUGCAGUUGGACCCAAGUGCCCUCGACACCAACUUGCAGUGCCCCAGGACAGAGGACACAGUCGAAAUAGUGGGAAGUCCUGGGUGCAAGACCUGCCGCUACAUCUUGGUGAGGACUCCCCAAGUCUUUACAGUUGCUCAGCAUACUUGCAGGAAUUGCUACAGAGGUACCCUCGUCUCCAUCCACAACAUCGGCAUCAAUUACCAUCUGCAGUGCAUGACCAGUGCACUCAACCAAGGCCAAGUCUGGAUUGGAGGCUAUAUCUGGGGAUCGGGCCAAUGCAGGAGGUUUUUCUGGGAUGAUGGAAGCUGCUGGAAUUAUUCAAACUGGGCUGCAGGACAGCCUAACUGUGGGGGUGGCAACUGUGUAACUCUAUGCACCACAGGGGGUCAGUGGCGACUCGAGCAUUGCUGCAGACCUCUGCCCUUCAUCUGCUCUGCCUAAGCCAGUGGUCUGGAGACCCUGCCCUGGACCUGCCGCCUGCACCCCUCCUGGCUGCCCCUACCUACCCUGGGCCCUGGCUGGGCCUCCAGCCUCCCCUGCUCAUAAAG